AUGAAGACUUCUCAGAUCCUGGCCGUCCUCGGCUUCUCCGCCUUCGCCAUGGCUCAGAGCAGCAGUUACACACUCGCUCCCUCUCCUACCGAGAGUUAUGGCUGCGAAAGUCAUUCGGACCAUUGGCACUGCGAGGGUGCCCGCGCUACCACCGGUGCCGGCGCUGCUACCACCCUGAGCACCGCCACCACCACGGCCACUGCCACCGAGGACCACGAUCACGACGACGAUGACCAUGCCUCUGGCACCGGUUCUCUUGCUCCUUCGCCUACGGAGUCAGCUAACUGCUCGCCACAUGGAUCUCACUGGCACUGCGAGGGCCCCGCUGAGGCCGCCUCAACCAGCGCUGGCAACGCCACGGUCACGACCACCACCGCUGCUACCACCGGCACCGGCGCCGCCUCCACGUCCGCCAGCGGUGCUGCUGCCACCUCUACCGACGUCCCUGCCGGUGCUGCCCGCGUCGGCUUCGGUGCUGCUGCCAUUGCCGCCGCUCUCAUGGCUAUCUAA
Messenger RNA from Colletotrichum chrysophilum, 510 nucleotides. RefSeq lists its product as uncharacterized. NCBI's taxonomy places the organism in Eukaryota, Fungi, Ascomycota, Sordariomycetes, Glomerellales, Glomerellaceae. The record is from RefSeq and is a predicted model, not a curated record. Bases 1 to 510 code for a protein of 169 amino acids. The transcript is spliced from 3 exons.